UGUAACGUACUGCGUUUUUCGUAAUUCCGUAUCCGGUUUUGAAUGCGUGAUCACGCGACAUUGCGUUGCAAGAUUUGUUGUGCACUUGAAUGAAUUGAUCCGGAGGCAAAAUAUAAAUAAUACAAUAUACACAAUAGUUCACGAAUAAGAUUACUUCGAAACAUCAUUCGUUCAUAAUCAGUGAUAACAUGGAGGUGCCUGUGUUUAGCGAUAAAGUCACACAACAGCUAAAAUUGUUUGCUCAGCAAUGCAUGAGUAAUGCGUCUCUUCUUCAUGAUCCAAAACUGUCCUGCAUUAAGGAUUUAAUAGAACAUUAUGGUGGUAAGGUACCAGAAGCUAAAGCAAAUGAUUCCUCAGAUACCAAAACAGAAUUUGAAAACAAACCUGAGCAACCACAAUUUGAAUCAGCACCAGAGAGUGAAGAGAGUGAAGAGAGCGACUUAGAGUUAGAUAUGACUGGCGUAAUCGAACCUGAUGAAGAUGCUCCUCAAAAAAUGGGAAAUUUGACUUUACAACCCAAUGAGGAGGAAAUCGCAGAGUCACAAGCAAAAAGAUCUGAAGCAGUCUCUGCAUUCGUGGAGAAAGAUUAUGAAAAAGCCAUACAACUUUAUACAGAGGCUAUUGUACUGAAUCCUCAAGCAGCCUUAUUAUAUGCUAAACGCGGUCAAGUUUUCCUAAUAUUAAACAAGCCGAAUGCUUGUAUUCGUGAUUGCGACCGUGCUAUAGAAUUAAAUCCAGAUAGCGCAGCGGCUUACAAAUUUAGAGGAAGAGCUCAUCAUUUGCUUGGAAAGUUCGAGGAAGCAGCAAACGAUCUGAGACUAGCCUGUAAGCUGGAUUUCGAUGAACAAGCAGACGAAUGGCUACGUGAGACGACACCGAAUGCGCGAAAAAUAGAAGAACAUAAAAGAAAAAAGGAACGGAAGGCGCAAGAAAAAUUGGAGCGCGAGAGACAAGAAAGAUUGCGGAAAGCGCGAGAGGCAGCCAAAGCUCGUGAGGAAAAUACGCGAACUUCUCAAACGGAUGCGGGAAAUACAUCCCCUGGCGCAGGAGAUUUCUAUCAGUUUCUUAAAGAUCCUGAUGUACUUCAAGCCUUCGAGGAUCCGGAAGUGGCCGAGGCGUUCAGGGAGAUCUCUACGAAUCCGACGAAUGUUCUCAAAUAUCAGAACAAUCCCAAGGUAAUGGCCCUUAUUAAUAAAAUGGCUUCGAAAUUCGGCGGUGUUGGCGGUAUGCCUGGCGCUGCCGGGAUGAAUUUCCCGGGCGGUAUGCCUGGUUUUCCCGGUGCUGGGGCUGGUCGUUUUAAUCCUCCGAAAUCGUCUCCUCACGAUGACGUUGGUCUCGACUAAUCGUGAUUUAAUCACUGUACAAUGAGUACGGAGAGCGUAUCAUCUCGGUUAGUUGACUCAUUAAAGGCUGAUUUACGUUAAUUUUCCUUUAACAUUGCGAUGAGUACUAAGAAAGAAUUUAUAUUGGAAAGAACUGAUAAUUUAUAAGGGAUCUUUUAAACAUAGGAUUAAUAUUAGCAUGCGUCAACAGGAUCCCGAAGAUUCUGUAUUCUUGUUGCUGUUCCUUUUCAUCUCCAGUGAUCUGAUUUUGGAUUACUUGUCUCACUUAGAUUUCUGGAAAUUAUUUCUGUUCUACUUUUAAAAUUAAUAUAGAAUUUUUAUUAAAGAUGUAUUAUUUCAGAAAUAAAAUGGGCGCCUUUAAUGAGUUAAAAAAAAUGCUAGCAUUUGUUUAUCUCUUGCUCCAUAUAUAAAAAUGUAUACACACACAUAUAUGUAUGUGUGUGUGUGUCUGUGUGGUAUGUGGUGCGUAUAUGAUGUGUGUGUAUAUGUAUAAAUGUAAAAUCAAAUAGACAUAUAUAGGGUGAGGAAAAAAUUUCGGACCGGUAAAAUAUCUCGAAAAUAAAGCAUUUUUGAAAAAAAUAUUUCAUACAAAAGUUGUAGAUCAUUUUAAACUCUACAACUUUUGCACGAAAUAUUUUUUUUUAUGUUUUAUUUUCAAGAUAUUUCACCGGUUUGGACGUUUUCCUUACCUCGUAUACACACAAACAUACAUCAGUGAUAUAUCUACAUCUUCGAAGGAACUUCUACUGUGAAUCAAUAUAGUUUGUUAUAUAUUACAGAGCGCUCUUUGGUUUUUUAAAAAUGAA
Molecule: messenger RNA, 2149 nt
Organism: Acromyrmex echinatior (Panamanian leafcutter ant)
Lineage: Eukaryota; Metazoa; Arthropoda; Insecta; Hymenoptera; Formicidae
Product: putative protein FAM10A4
Molecular function (GO): Hsp70 protein binding; protein dimerization activity
Source: RefSeq, a predicted model, not a curated record